This is a messenger RNA of Penicillium angulare, 4377 nucleotides long. RefSeq names its product putative protein kinase. NCBI's taxonomy places the organism in Eukaryota, Fungi, Ascomycota, Eurotiomycetes, Eurotiales, Aspergillaceae. Gene Ontology annotation, biological process: peptidyl-serine phosphorylation; peptidyl-threonine phosphorylation. Gene Ontology annotation, molecular function: ATP binding; protein serine/threonine kinase activity. The transcript has 3 exons. The record is from RefSeq and is a predicted model, not a curated record. The coding region runs from base 1 to 4377 and encodes 1458 amino acids.
AUGCCUGUCAAGCCAUCCCAAACUUCGGGGAGGGGUCAAACCGGCUCCGUUAAAUCUCGUUCAUCCAAUCUGUCUAGAAACGAUGACUCGGGCUCUGGUGCCGAAACUCCCGCUCGCCGACGUAUUCAAAAGGCCGCCUCAACACACUUCCAUAUGAAUUCCAUGGCCAAUCUCGAUUCUCAAUCCUCUAGGGGGGUUCCUGGUCCCCGCGCCGGAGAACCUAGUCGCAGGCGAUUAUCUAUUCGAGGCAAUGUCCCUCAGGGGCCGCGACCGCAGGAUGCUUCGCGUUGGAGCAAACCCUCUGGCGGCUACUUUAACUCCGAAACCUCAUCGAUCGACUCCACCAAUGAUUCUAAAGGUUACAAUCUCCGAUCCACAAGCGUUGGGAAUCUGGCAAAGCAGGAUACCAGCCAAACACCGCCAGACAACAUGGAAUUCCUGGCGCCGAUCAAUUUCGACGACUUCCACAACAGUAUCAUGGCUGAACCUAGCCUGAACCACUUCCCCAUGCCCGGAAACGGAGGUCUUGGUUCCGAGAAUAGAGACUCGGGCCUGUCAACCAACAGCUCCUGGACAAAUCACAGUUACGAUAGCAAUAUCUCAGAUCGCACAAGGGGCGCAUCUGCUCGCCGCAAGAGCGAGGUUUCACGAUUCAACGGCCAGCACCCCACAAACUCUGGCUUGUCUGCAACCUCCGUCAACACUCGUUCACGUCGUCAAAGCCUCGCCCAACCAUCCUCGAACAACAAUGCCAAUGUAAAUGUCAAUGCCAAUAUCAUUGGUCCAAGUUCUGGCACGCGUGGUUCCCGCAAGUCAAUCAGCUCUGGUGCCUUUGCCCCCACCAGUGCUUCAGCAAGGCGCGCUAGUUUAAGUGCUCGAAAAGUCAGUGCCGAUCCAACGCGGACAGACUCGAACAACUUUCUUCGCCCAAGAGCUACGCAGCCUGACUCUAGUCGAGAUGAGCCAAGAGUACCCUCCUCUGUGCGAAGUCUCAAGGCAAAGUCGUUCCAGCCUGGUGUCCGUGAACCGCGGGGAACUUAUUUGACUACUUCGGGAACCACAGACGACAGUCGUUCUUCGUCAACAAAUGCUAUCCGUACGCCGAUCAAAAACACGUCUGGAAAUCCUUCCAAUACAACACCUACCUCUUCAUCUUCAUCUUCCAAGCGUAUGUCUGUCAUGCCGCACGCAACGGGUCUAGGAGCCCGAACCAUAAGCCCCACAGAUGCACGGCGCAUGAAGCGAAUGUCAAUUGCGCCUCCUGCGCCUCCCAUGCCUCAUACCCCUCCUACACAGACAGAGCCCCUUCCCAUUCGGCCUCUAUCCUCAACCCAAUCCCCUUCUUUCCUACCAAGAAAAAGCGUCACCCCAUCCUCUAACAGGACAACGCCAGAUCCAAACCGCAAGUCGUACAGCUCCGGAUUAUCACUUUCAUCAAACACUAGCUACAACUCCAUACGGAAUUCUAGCAGCUCCCUCCAACCGCGCCUUUCCCAGAAUUUCUCCUCGUCACGACUGCCUACCCCCAAGCCGCGUAAUGAGCAAUCCGCGCCAAACACUGGAGAAGAAGUACCUCCAGUUCCCGCAAUUCCUAAAGCCUAUGAAUCCCCGAAGGCUGAGCUGGAUGCGCCGGUGUUCCCCGCGCCAAGAAAAUCGAGCCUGCCGGUGGAUAUCAGCCAAUUGAAUAUUGCGCGUGAUUCCGAUGCAGAAGCUCAAGGCCGACUCAGUACUACUGGUGAUGAUAGCAAUAAUGAUUUAACGAAUGGGCGGAUAACAAAGACUCCUGAAUCGAGAACCCGAACAUCAACAGUAUUGGGUCGCAAGGGCUUACAGCCUUUGAAGCUGCCACCUUUGAAUCUUCUCCCUCUAGGAACUCCGAUGACAACCAAAAUCGAAGCCCUGCGAGACCGGGAAGCUGAGGAACGCAAGGCCUAUACACCCUCCAACCAAGUGAUGUCGAAGACACCCAGUACGCCAAUGACCGCAUCAAAGGCGUCAUCUAACUUCUGGAACUACCACGACGACGAUGAUAGAGCUCCUGCUACACAGGCACGAAGCAGCACAUCUCAUUUUGCCAUUAGCUCGAGCUCUACGGCGGCGGCACUGCGAGCAGCCAGCAGCACGAGUGCGUUUGAAUCUUUUGAUAGCACGUCCAAUGGCAACAGGAAUAUCUCCCCCUAUGCCUCAUACACGCUACCCAAGAGUAGUAGUGAGUUCAAUUCUCUGCGCCACCAGGCUAGUGGUGACUAUUCCAACAUCCGGACAUCCCAUUCGUACAAGUUGACAGGCCCACGACCUCAGACGCAAAGUGCAGUCUUCACACCUGCAGCCGAAAGACUAAGCCAAAUUUCAACGCCUUCUGAGCCAGAAAGCACUACCGUACCGAAUCCAUCGUUGCGCGAGCGGUUGAACGUGGCACGGGUUCGCAGCAAUUCCAAAAUUGCUCAUGCAUCUGAUGCAGAUGUCGAUCCAGCCAAAUACAACCAUAUGCCCCCGCCCAAGCUCCCGGCAUCUGCAACAUGGAAUAACUUGUCUUCUGUGACAUCCACCACCCCUAACGUCAAGACAUCAUAUCUCAAACCACGUCGUCAAUCGUCAGUAUCUAGCAUUACAAAACAAGCUGCGGGUCGCAAACCCAGCGUCAGCAGUGAACAAAGUAUCUCAUUAGAGCCAACUCGCUCGAAUGAUUCUACUGCGACUGGGGAUUCGUCGCAAACCCGUUCAAAUAGUGCAUAUGUGUCUCCAGUUCACAAGAUCAUUAGUUCUGCUCGUUCCAGCGCCGCUGCUUCCUCUCGGUCAGCUGAUUCCAGUGUGGAUACGGAUAUAGUAGUUGCCGAUGAGGAGAUGCGAAGACUCGGUGCUAAACGGAAGGACUUCGAGACUGCUGCCAAGGCAUUAGAUGAAUUGCGUCGUAAGGCAGGACCAAAGGACCGCGUGAGCCCCGCUUCGGCUCUCAAGAUGGCCAAUUUGAACAUCUUUGAGCGCGGCGAGAUUAUCGACUACCGAGAUAUCUUUUUCUGCGGUACACAAAAUGCCAAGAAGCAUGUUGGUGACCUUCACUCAGGUGCUGCAAAUUUUGGAUAUGAUGACGACCGUGGUGAUUAUAACAUUGUCAUGGGCGACCACCUGGCAUACCGGUACGAAGUUGUUGACAUCCUUGGCAAAGGAAGUUUUGGACAAGUGGUGCGCUGUGUAGACCAUAAGACUGGGGCUUUGGUCGCCGUGAAGAUCAUCCGAAAUAAGAAACGAUUCCACCAGCAGGCUCUGAUUGAAGUCAAUCUUCUGCGCAAAUUGAAGGAUUGGGAUCCUGAUCGCCGCCACAGUGUGGUAAACUUCGUCGAAAAUUUCUAUUUCCGCGGCCACCUCUGCAUAUCGACUGAACUCCUCGGAAUUAAUCUUUACGAGUUCAUCAAGGCGCACGACUUCCGAGGCUUCUCUCUUAAGCUUAUUCGACGAUUUACCAAGCAAAUGCUCAACAGUCUUACUCUCUUGCACGCUAAGAAGGUUAUUCACUGUGACUUGAAACCUGAAAAUAUUCUUCUUGUCCACCCAUUAAACUCCGAGAUUCGUGUGAUUGACUUUGGGUCCAGUUGCUUCGAAAACGAGAAAGUGUAUACCUAUAUCCAAAGUCGUUUCUACCGUUCACCCGAGGUUAUUCUCGGCAUGUCUUAUGGGAUGCCUAUUGAUAUGUGGAGUGUUGGGUGCAUUCUGGCUGAAUUGUUCACAGGAUACCCUAUUUUCCCGGGUGAGAACGAACAAGAGCAACUUGCUUGUAUCAUGGAAGUUUUUGGUCCUCCGGAGAAGCAUUUGAUUGAAAAAAGCACACGCAAGAAGCUAUUUUUCGACUCACUGGGCAAACCACGUCUGACCGUUUCAUCGAAGGGACGGCGCCGUCGCCCAAGCUCGAAGGAACUUCGCCAAGCUCUCAAGUGCGACGAUGAAGCCUUCCUAGAUUUCAUCACGCGAUGCCUGCGCUGGGACCCGGCCCGCCGAAUAACUCCUCACGAUGCGCUGAAGCAUGAGUUCAUUACUGGCAUCAAGUCUACGGCCCGUCCUCGGAUGUACGCCCAGGCAAAUGCAAGCUCUCCGUCUAAACGCGGAACGUCCUCCAGCGGUCGGCCAUUGCCAGAGCCUCCAAGCUCAACCUUAAAAACUGGCACAUUCCUCCGAAGCCGUGACGCAUCUGGCAAUUCUCCAGUCAAAGGCUCCGGCAAGCGCCAUUCCACCGUCACAGGUCUACCGCCGUCUAGCCCUGCCAAGCGAGGCUCCAAUAAUUCCACCACAAGUGGAACUGCGCUGCCUCGCGCCUCGGCACGAAGUAUCAGUGGGAAGCCUGAUCUCGCCACGGCGGCAGCAGCGACCAGCCUAGUGAGUUAA